ACUAGUCUGCCGGAAACUCACACGAAGAAUUAACGGAAGUGAACAGUGACCAAGAACAAUUACCACGUUAGUGUUUUAUUGUUGUUAUUUCGAUGUAAAAAAAAUGACUAAUUUAACUGCACAGCAUCACAUACUUACCCCAUAUAGUGUUUAAUUCGCGUUGGAGACAGGACUUUGUUGAUAGACGUUAUUUAUGUUUGUACCGCAGGUUAGUUAGCAGCUAACAAUGGCAAACUGUGUGGUUUUUCACACUCAAAUAGCCUCCAUCAUGGAGGUGCUGGCGAAUGCAGCCGUGUCAGAGAUCUGUAAACUCGUAGACGACGACUAUGCAGUGUUUCGUUUAGAAAUAACUCAAAGCCAGAAAGAAAACAGGGCAUUACGAAGGAAACUACUAGAACUGAAGGUGGCACGGGAGCGCACAGAGAGGACAACGCGAGAGCGCGUCCUCGGCAGUCGUCCCAGUAGUGUCAAGAUCCUCGACCGAUACAGAGGAAUGACAAGAGGUGAAGGACAUCUAACUGGAGGCCACAGGAGCUUUGUGAAGCCAGUGGGACACAAUACAUGGAGAGAUGACCAACCAAUCACUGUUGAUGAGGGGAGUGGAUCCUCAACCCAGCACGUUAUCGUUAUAGAGGCUGCAGAUGCAGAGACUGCUGGUCUUGGAGUCAAGCAGGAGAGUUCUGAAGAAGAGGAGAACCAACGGCACAGCAGAAACGUCCAGACUGGAUCGGCAGGAGCGCCCUCUUUAGCCACGGCAAACCCCACCGCCACCACGCAGCCCAAUACCAGAUGCAGUGUCACAGAGGUCAGUGGAACGCUGAACGGCAUCCGCAAGUCAGAGACCGACACAGAGACUUUUACCGUAACACAGAGACCAGAGAGCCCAGAGAGACUGGGCCUUGGACCUCUGGGCUGUCAUCCUGCUCUCGGCUCAGAGUAUUUACUUUACGGUAACCCAAGCCUGAGGACAGUUCAUUCCCAUCGAGAUGCAGGUGACGUGUUAGAAACUGGCAAUGAUCAGUCUUGUUCUUACUCUACAAAGAUGGACCCUGGCAACAUUCCCUUGGAUUUAGAGACACAGACUGAUCUGUCUAGAGGGGACUGGAACCAGUACAGUAGUAGUGUAUACUCUGAAGGGUGCCUAGAUAAGAAAGGGGAGGUUAUAGUGGUAGAUGAGGUGAAAGUGGAGGGCGACGUUCCUCCCACAUGGAAUGCAGAUACUCACUUAGGAAAUGGACUCUCACAGGGCAGAGAUUUCUUAGAUUACAGGGAAAGCUUAGAGACUAAUCCAAAUGUCGCAACCCACUCCCCUUUAAACGACCUCACGGAUCGCAACCCAGUAUCCACGUCGAUGCGGCCUUCCGAUUCACACAGCCACGUCCUUUUCGAUCACGUAUUGAACUCAAACGACAGGGCUAGAGCCCAGACUCAGGGAGGGGGAGCCACAUCAGGCAAUAGUAAAGAGAAACGGUUCCUCUGCAUGUUCUGUAACAAAGGCUUCAGCUGCCCCCAGAAGGUGGAGAUCCACCAGAGGGUCCACACAGGGGAGAAACCCUUCAGCUGUACCCAAUGUCACAUGCGUUUUGCUGAGGCUGGCAACCUGAAGCGGCACCAGAGGGUCCACACAGGGGUGAAACCCUUCAGCUGUACUGAGUGUCAUAUGCGCUUCGCCCAGGCUGGUGACCUGAAGAGGCACCAAAGGGUCCACACGGGAGAAAGGCCAUUCGCCUGUAAUCACUGCGUGAAGAGGUUCUCUGAGAGGAGAUACCUAAGGAUACACCAGCAGAAAAUGCAUUCCACUGUUUAACAUAAAAGUUACAAUUCCACUCGAUAGCUACCUGCCUAGCUAAGUAAACAACAGCAGGAAUAAUCUAGCUAGCUGUAAAGUUUACAAGUAUCCCCACUAGCUGGCUACUAGACGACCAAUAUAACAGUUGGGCCUAAAGCUUUUUGUUGGGACCCAAGGCAAGCAACUCUUGCCUGUAUCAGUAUUGGACACUAGCUAUAAUGUGGACCAAUACUUUUGUAGCAAUAUAGCUACCUACUAAUAUAAUGGCCCAAAUUAUUGCACAUUGUUUUGAUAAACCGUUUAGAAUAAGGCUGUCAAAUCUGUACCAAAUGCAUUGCCUAUCAAUUAGGGCUGGGCGAUAUAUAAAAUUAAUUUGAUUAAUUCGA
Messenger RNA from Oncorhynchus kisutch (coho salmon), 2175 nucleotides. Its product is annotated as zinc finger protein Gfi-1-like. Gene Ontology annotation, molecular function: DNA-binding transcription factor activity, RNA polymerase II-specific; RNA polymerase II cis-regulatory region sequence-specific DNA binding. The transcript is spliced from 3 exons. Gene Ontology annotation, biological process: regulation of transcription by RNA polymerase II. The record is from RefSeq and is a predicted model, not a curated record. Lineage: Eukaryota; Metazoa; Chordata; Actinopteri; Salmoniformes; Salmonidae. The coding region runs from base 227 to 1807 and encodes 526 amino acids.